GGAAAUGAAGCAAGUCAGUGUGCGGUGACCACUGCUAGGCAGCUGACAUCAGGUGUACGCGCGCGCGUUUUCGUGAGACUGGCCCUCCACUACCGCGGCUUUAAAGGGAAAGGAAAGCCACAAAAAAGAACUUUAGGGCGUGCGAAUAUCUUUGCGCGUGUGUGUGUGUUUGUGUAUUUACUGUGACUGUGACACGAGCUCGUCUCGUGGUUUUGUGACAAACUAGUGAUUUUGAUGCUUCAUUGUUCGGAGGUUUUGCAGUGCAGUGACAGACAGACUUCUCGAGUGUGAUCUCGACUGCUCGUGAAAAUACAGCUGCACCAUUCUCACUCAACCACCGGGGCGGAUUGCUCAGGCGACCGGCCAAACCACCAACCAAAACAAACGCUCUCUAGCACCUAUCAAACGUACGUGCUCGCGCACGCUGAGGACCCACGCCCGCGGCCGCGUGCUUGCAAUAUUCAAACGGAGCGUUUGCACGACCGCAGCAAAGCAUGGAGAGCCUUCUCGGCGGCAGCCUGCUACUGAGCAAGCUGUCCAAGGUGUUCACACUGUUCUCGCCCGUCACGCUGCUGCUGCUGACCACCGUGUCCUGCGCGAUCUACGUGUACAACCGGCGGCGGGCCCAUAUCGUGCGCCACAUUGACAAAAUUCCCGGCCCGGCCGGCCUGCCCAUCCUCGGCAACACGCUGCACAUCAACGUGGACCACGAUGAAAUUUUCAACCGCAUCAUCGCCAUUCGGAAGCUGUACGGAAGAAUCCAAGGGUUCAGCAGGGCGUGGAACGGCCCGCUGCCGUACGUGAUGAUCUCCAAAGCGAGCGCCGUCGAGCGCAUCCUUGGCAGCCAGAAGCACAUCGAGAAGAGCCACGACUACGAGUUCCUGAAACCAUGGCUCGGUACCGGGCUGCUGACCAGCGCCGGCAAGAAGUGGCACCCGCGGCGCAAGAUCCUCACGCCGGCGUUCCAUUUCAAGAUCCUGGACGACUUCGUCGACAUCUUCCAGGAGCAGAGCGCCGUGCUGGUGAAGCGCCUCGAGGCGGAGCUGGGCAACGAGCAGGGUUUCAACUGUUUCCCGUACGUGACGCUGUGCGCACUGGACGUGGUGUGUGAAACGGCCAUGGGCAGGCAGGUGAAUGCGCAGUGCAAUUCCGACUCCGACUACGUGAAAGCUGUGUACCAAAUUGGAAGUAUCGUCCAGAACCGGCAGCAAAAGAUUUGGCUACAACCAGAUUUCAUCUUCAAGCUCACGCAGGACUACAAGAACCAUCAGAAGUGUCUCGCCAUCCUGCACGAAUUCUCCAACCGCGUCAUCCACGAGCGGAAGGAGGAGAUCCGACGCCAGAAGCAGCAGCUGGGCGACAAAAACAACAACAACAACAACAACAGCAAUGGCGGUGGUGGUGCUGCUGGUGCGGAUCAGGACGGCAACAACAACAAGGACGACUAUCUGUCGCACGAGGAGCUGGGGCGCAAGAAGCGGCUCGCCUUUCUCGAUCUGCUGAUCGAGGCGUCCCAGGACGGUACCGUCCUGUCGCACGAGGACAUCCGCGAGGAGGUGGACACGUUCAUGUUCGAGGGGCACGACACGACCUCGGCCGCCAUCUCCUGGAUACUGCUGCUGCUCGGCACCGAGCCGACCAUCCAGGACCGGAUCGUGGAGGAGAUCGACCAGAUCAUGGGCGGCGACCGGGAGCGCUUCCCCACGAUGCAGGAGCUGAACGAGAUGAAGUACCUGGAGGCGUGCAUCAAGGAGGGGCUGCGGCUGUACCCGAGCGUGCCGCUCAUUGCCCGCCGGCUCACCGAGGACGUCGACAUCGACGGGUACGUGCUGCCGGCCGGCACGACCGCCAUGAUCGUGGUGUACCAGCUGCACCGCAAUCCGGAGGUGUUCCCCAACCCGGACAAGUUCAAUCCGGACCACUUCCUGCCGGAGAACUGCCGCGGCCGGCACCCGUACGCGUACAUCCCGUUCAGUGCCGGGCCGCGCAACUGCAUCGGCCAGAAGUUUGCCGUGCUGGAGGAGAAAUCGAUCAUCUCGGCCGUGCUGCGCCGGUACCGGGUGGAGGCGGUCGAUCGGCGCGAAAACCUUACGCUGCUCGGCGAACUCAUCCUGCGCCCGAAGAACGGGCUGCGCAUACGGAUUUCGCGGCGAACCUAGGGCGAACCUCUCUUCCGUAGCAGUUAGCGGCAGGGCGCGUUAUGACAAUAAUAGAUACUACGCGGGUGCAUGACUUCAGGGCAGGGAAAGGCGUGUUGUGAGCUGAUGUAUUUUUCUCUUUUCCCUCUAUUUUUUUUGUUGUUGUUUGUUUGCGUGUUUGCUGAACCGAGCUGUCAGCGUUUUGCGUUCAGUUAUGAAUAGAUUGGUUGCGUUUAUUCAUAAUAUUGAAUCAUUGCGGCCGUCCUCUCAGUCUGCUUUCAGCCCGUAAGAGCUUUUCUGUUUUUUUUUAUAUUGGGACUUUUACUUUCUUUUCCCCUUUCUUUUUUCUUCGGGUGUAGCUAGUAAGUAAGAAUAUAUCGAACUUUUGUUUUAGAUUUUAAUGAUGCGAAACAUGUAGGACGCCUACGACAAAAAAUGCAUACUGGAAAAGCGGCACAGCACACGAAAGAUCUAUCUGCAAAACAGUUGCACGUGUCACGAUCCCGUACGAAAAACGCGAAACGAAAAGCGAAAAAAAGAGCCAAAGCAUUCAGAAACCAGAGCGGCAGAGUAACGACGGGAUCGAAAUGAUCCUCCCAAAACGAUCGCGAUGCAAUUGUAUAGUGCGUAAUGGAAAGCAACGAUUUAUGGUAAUAAGUUGUAAUAAAAACUGACACAUAUCAACACACACACACAAACACGCACAACGCCGGUCUGGCUAAUGCAUAUAUCGAUAAAUUGUAUUAUGAAACGUUUACAUGCUUGGUACAAUUAUUAUUACGUCUAAAGCACUAGCUUAACAGUAGGCCCCGACAGUUACGCUCCGCCGUGUAAUAUUUUGUUGUUUUUCUCUCCCCUUCUCUCUCUCUCUCUCUCUCUCUCUCUCUCUCUCUCUCUCUCUCUCUCUCUCUCUCUCUCUCUCUCUGUCUCCCCUUGCCGGCGUUGCGACGCCAGUAUGUGAAGCAUGAAAUUUGGCCAUUUCAUUUGUGUAUGGAAGCGCCUACCGACGGCCGAUUUUAGCGAAACGCAUCCUUCGCCCGUUACGCUACGUUUUAUUUUGUGUUAAUUUAUGUUUGCGAUGUAAUUCCCUUCGCAUCCCGUCGGACUUGCUUUCCGGCGGAUGAACGUCGGGAAGGAUUUGGUGUCUUUCCUUUCCUUUCCUCUACUUCCUCUAUUUGGCGUAACCGUCCUACGCGAACAUGCCGGCCUUUGCAGGCCUUGCUAGCGGGUGGACGGUCCGGCGAGUACGACUGUACCACGGAACCGCCGCUUCCCCCGUAAUUCCUUUCCUUUUUACCUUCACUUAAUCGCUAGCAGUGUCUUAACCUACUUAACACACAAAAAAAAAAGAGCUGAUUUGGUGAACAAAUCCUAAGCAAGGGAACUGCUGUUGCGGGUGCAACCAGUACAGCCUCCAUGGAGAGAUAAAAUGUUAAACAUAAAAUGAAUUAAAACUGAAAACACGUAACCGCUCUAAACCGGACUGGAACUCUGCGCGCUAAAGUUUCUCGCGAGCCUUAAUGAUGUAUUUUUUGUUGUUCGUUUACCCAUUUGUGUGUUUAAUUCUGAUACGUAUAGGUUUUCUAUUUCUUUGUGUAAUGAUAAUAUUACCGCAGCAUUAUAUAUAUAAAUAUGAAUCGUACACGAAUAGCUGUCGUAGAUGGCGCUGGUUCCAUCGACGUGCAAACAAUAUAAAA
Messenger RNA from Anopheles merus, 3835 nucleotides. Its product is annotated as cytochrome P450 4c3-like. The record is from RefSeq and is a predicted model, not a curated record. NCBI's taxonomy places the organism in Eukaryota, Metazoa, Arthropoda, Insecta, Diptera, Culicidae. Bases 495 to 2159 code for a protein of 554 amino acids. Gene Ontology annotation, molecular function: heme binding; oxidoreductase activity, acting on paired donors, with incorporation or reduction of molecular oxygen; monooxygenase activity. The transcript is spliced from 5 exons.